AAGAAGAAGGAGAAGAUGAGAAAAAGAAAGACCAAGGAGGAAACAAAUUUUCAAGGUUGAUUAUGGAAAUGUGAAAACAAACAAACAAAACCAAAACAAAAAAUAUUCAACAUAUUCGAGACUUUUUUUUCAGUGAAUAUUUUUCAAGCAGGAUGCAGCUCAUGAGCAGGAUGCUUCUGCCCUAUUGUCUCAGCCUGGUCUACUUCCUGUCUGUGACCUUUGGCCUGACAGUGGUGCUGGGGGACACGGUCACCAUUCCCUGUCAUCGUAGCUGUUCAACAGUAAAAUGGUUUAGAAAAGAUAUCCUGGUUUAUAGAUUCACUGAAGGACACUUCAGCGUUGCACCAGAGUUUAAGGACAGGAUCGAGUUCUCAGAAGCAAACCUGAAACAAGGGAAUGUCUCCCUGACGAUAACCAGUACUGUGUACAAUGACAGAAGUUGGUACAUAUGUUCCUGUGAUGGCGACGAGGACUGUGGCCACUACCUGGAAGUUCUUAUUCCAACUCCAUUAACUGCCAUAGUUGGAGAAAAAGCGAAGCUGCCUUGCUACGCCGAAACAGACAAACGCACAGCUGACUCUGAAGCCAACGUCCGAUGGGAAAAAGAUGACAAGCUUGUGGUGAAGCUAGAACAUGGAGAGAUGGAGUUUGGUGCAAGCUUUAAGGAUCGAGCUUCUGUCUCCAAAGAGAAUUACAACAAAGGAGACCUCUCUCUCACCAUCAGGAACAUCAGGCUCACCGAUGCUGGCUUCUACAGAUGUUUUGUUCAGAAUGAAAAAUCCAAACAUCCUGAAAUCAUCACCUUCAUUGUUAAAGAUUCCCCACCAUGCUGUAGUCGAACACAUUAUAUCCCAGUGGUGUGUGCUGUCUCCGGUGCUACAGUCUUUGCAGCAGUUCUUCUGUCAGUGAAUCGGCAAAAACUGUGUACAGCUCGCCUUUGUCCAAAGUUUCAGCAUCAUACAGUCUGAGUGGCCGGUGAGCGAUGAAACAACUGCUGCUUCUUCUUCUUGCUCUCCUUUCUAAACUUGAGCAAAGUUUGAUUUUCUACUGUUCAUAGCUGUCUGUCAUAUGAUAUUUAUUCUCUGUCAUAAAUAUGAAGUGUCUCUGAGACGAGAAACGUUAUAAAUGGCUGUACAUAUACAGCCAGACUAACAGAACAUUUAGUGUUAUAAGCUUAACUAAUUACAGCAUUCAUGGCUGAUCAGAAGGUUGGGAGUUCAAGCCCCAUCCUCACCAAGCUGCUACAGUCGGGACCUUGAGCAAGGCCCUUAACACUUCAUGCUCCAGCAGUGCUGCCCCUGCGCUCUGGUUUCUUCUUCAAAUAUGUAAGUUAUUUUUAAAAAAAAGAAAAGAAAAAAGAAACACACUCUUGUGUGUUAGAUUCACUAGAACAGAAACUUUAAGGCUAAGUAUAAUUUACUUCCAAAAUCAGUAACGGAAAAUUUGCUUUUUAAAAACACUGUAGGAAAAUGUAUUCUUAAAACACACUAUGGUCCAAAGUAUGUGGAGAUAUAGCCAUCUGUAAACCAUGUCAGUGAGGUACACAAUAACUAUGCAUGACCGUUCAUAAGACAUUUCCGGUGGUGUCAUUUCUUUUAAAAUAAAUCUGUCAAUAAUAAUAAUAAUAAUUAUUAUUAUUAUUAUUACUCACUUGAACUUCUUGGGUCUCACAAAAUGUGAACAUAUAAGAUAUACAGUGGCCCCCCGUAUCCUCUGAGUCAGUAUCUGUCGUUUCAGUUAUCCACAGGUUAGCCACGUUCACAUCACAUAUGAAGAGUUUGGUUCCAAAACACGAUAAAUCCGCUGUGAUAAACCUGAGAUGAGGUUGUAAUAACAUGAUUAGGCUGUAAUAAUAUCCAUCCAUCCAUCAUCUGUAGCCGUUUAUCCUGUGCAGGGUCGCAGGCAAGUGGGAGCCUAUCCCAGCUGACCAAGUCACCAGGUUGUCGCAGGGCUGACACAUAGAGACAAACAACAAUUCACACUCAUGGUCAAUUUAGAGCCACCAAUUAGCCUAACCUGCAUGUCUUUGGACUGUGGGGGAAACCGGAGGAAACCCACGCAAACUCCACGCAGAAAGGCUCUCAUCGGCCGCUGGGCUCAAACCCAGGACCUUCUUGCUGUGAGGUGACAGUGCUAACCACUACACCACCAUGCCACCGUUGUAAUAACAUUAAAAUGUAAAUCUAGGUUUUGUUUUUUAAUAUUUUAUUUUAUUCCCCAAAUUUGUGAUAAAUCCGUUCCAGAAUGCUGAUACGGAGGUCCUCCUGUAUAUGCAUCAGUAAAAUCAGCAAUAAAUGAUCACCAGAUCUUUUGAACAAGAACGCUAAACUCCACAGACUUAAAACUUGUUUUAGUCUUUCUGGUCUGACUGUGGAAUCUUAUUGUAGUUUGGAUGUUUUCUCAUUUCCUUUUGCUUUGUCUGCUGGAAAAUUGGUACGAACCUUGAUGUCACAUGUUGCACUACUGAAUAUUGAUGUGAAACCACAUCAGAUCUGAUCUAUAUGAUCAAUAAUGCAGAGUCUUAAUCACUGAUCCAUGACAUGCCACUACUAACAAGUUAAUUUUACUUUUUUAAACACCAGGGUGCCUUGGAUUUCACUUUUAUUAUGUUAUAUAAUAUGACCUAAUAAUGAAAUUUAAAUCACAAACGUGACCAGAUAGUUUACAUUAAAAAUAACAGGACUUUGAAAGCCUUAGCAUUAAUACCCUGAAGUUGAUUAUUUUCCUAUAACAGCAUGAUGAGGCUUAUUUCUCUAAUACCACAGCAAUUUCCAAAUACAGUGGGGCAAAAAAGUAUUUUGUCAGUCACCAAUUGUGCAAAUUCUGCCACUUAA
Molecule: messenger RNA, 2834 nt
Organism: Neoarius graeffei (lesser salmon catfish)
Lineage: Eukaryota; Metazoa; Chordata; Actinopteri; Siluriformes; Ariidae
Product: sodium channel subunit beta-2
Exons: 4
Coding region: 153-968 (271 amino acids)
Biological process (GO): positive regulation of T cell proliferation; immune response; T cell costimulation
Cellular component (GO): external side of plasma membrane
Source: RefSeq, a predicted model, not a curated record